AUGGCGUAUGACGACCCCCUGAGCCCGGCGCCUGGCAGCCUCAGGCGGGCCCUGCUCGACGCGGCCGCCUCAAACGACACCUCCAACUCGAUCGUCUUCGACACGGCUUUCUUUGGCGCCAGCGCGUUGUCCCCGGGCAUCACCCUCGUGGCGCCCUUGCCGUUCGGCAACUGCGCCGCGGGGCGGCGCCUGCAAAUCAACGGAGCCCUCAGUGCCGGCUCGCGGGUGGCGGCCAGAGUGAGGAUAGCCGCCGCCGCGGCGACGCGGGUGACGAACGUGAUUUCCGGCAGCAGCUGCUCGAUCGACCUUUUGAAUCUGAAUUUCGAGGGCGUCGGGUUCGAGGUCGCCGGCGCGGGGCCAGCGUCGGCGGCGCCGCGGCUGGGGCUCUCGGGCGUGCGGUUCAGCGGCGCCGGGAAGGCGCCCGGGCGGGCGCUCGCGCUGACCGGCGGCGCGACCGCGUCUGCCUACGCGUGCACGUUUGAGGACCACUCGGCCGUGGCAAACGGCGGCGCAGUGCUCGCGCGCGGCGCCGCGCUGUCCCUGUUUAGCUGCAGCUUCUCGCGCAACCGAGCGCCCGACGGCGGCGCAGCGGUCACGGGCGGCGCGGUGUACAUCAACGGCGGCGGCGCGGGCGGGACGCUGGCGGUGCAGUCGUGCACGUUCACUGGCAACGCGGCGGCGUGGGGCGGCGCCGUGGGCGCGGAUCUGGCAAAGGUGGACAUUGCAAACUCGACUUUUGAAUCGAGCGACGCGUCCCAGGCGUCCGGCGGCGCGCUGGCCGUGUCGUGCCGCGCAGACAGCGACGCCCAGCGCCUUGCCGUCCGCACCAGCGCGUUCCGCGCCAACCGCGCCGGCAGCGGCGGCGCGGUCGCGCUAUGGGGCUGCUACAGGGCUGUGGUCGAGGACACCACCUUUGCCCUCAACGUAGGCGCCCGCAUGGGCGGCGGGGCCCUCGUCGCCGUCGCGCCGUCCGGCCUCGUAAUCAGCCGCUGCCUCUUUACCCUCAACUCCGCCGACGGCGCCGCGGCCGGCGGCGGUGCCCUGCUGCUCUUUGCGGAUGCGGCCUGGGGCGCCACAUGUACGACCGAGGUGCGGCAGUCGACGCUGGAUUCGAACACGGCCGCAGGCGCGUUUGGCGGGAGCCAGGCGCUCGUGUGGACGGGCUGCGGCCUCGCGGCGGCGUCGGUGACGUGGGUCGACGCGACGGCGCCAAAGGCGGCGUCCGCGGCGCCGGCCGCGGCGCUGGCCGCAACGGCGGGCGUGAAGAGGAUGGUCGCGCGGGCGGCGGCGGCGCACCUGCCCGCAGCCGACGCGGGCGCGGCGGCGCCUCCCGCCGAUCCGGACGCGCGGGCCGCGGCGGCUGGCGGGCAGCUGCUUGCAGCGGAGGGCGUGGUGCUGCAGGCGUCAGCGAGGAUGGCCUCUGCGGCACCAGAUGCCCCGACCGCACUUGACGUGCCGGUCGCGCCCGCCACAGGCGCAGCGGGCGGAGCGGACCCCCCAACGCUCGCGCCGCCGGCGGCUCCGCAACCGCCGGACGCCGCCGCGGCCGGCGCCUCCGCCGACCACCACCCCAGCUUCUUCGGCAGCUACGCGGGCGCCACGGGCGCACGCCGCCGCCGCCGCCUGGGCGCCCGCGCGGCGGCCGCCACGCCCGCGGGAGAGCUGCUGCGCGCGGCCGGCGCCGCCACCGUGGUCAACUCGGUCUUCUCUUGCGGCUCUGCAGCCGCGUGCGUCGGCGGCCAAGUGUCCGUCCGCUACAGCCUGCUGCGCUUUGCCUCGGGCGCUGCCUCGGACCGCAACCUGAACUCCUCGGACCCGCUCCUUGGGGACCUCAAGGACAACGGCGGUUGGACGCUGACGAGGAUGUCGCUGCCGGGGUCGCUGGCGGUCAACGCGGGCAGCGUUGAUCUGGUCAAAGACAGCGUUGACCAGAGGGGCAUGCCAAGGAUCGCAUGCGGCGCGUUGGACAUGGGCGCUACUGAGAGCGCUACCGGCCUGCAGGCGGUGCCGGGCGCAGCUGCGGUUUACUCAACAUACGUCAACACCCCCCUCGUCAUCGAGGCGGCUGACGGCCUCUUUUCCGCGACCCGGCCCCCCCUCUUCACGUCACCCGCCGCCACCCUGUCCCUGGCCACCCCGAACCCCCGGGUGACGCUCGACGCGUCGACAGGGGCGUUCGUCUACUGGCCGACGUUCGGGUUCGCGGGGCGGGACGAGUUCCGCGUGUCGGCGUCUGGCGCGUCGUGCGGUGGCGCGACUGGGACUGCGGGGCCCGUCUCGGUGUACAUCGAUGUCGCCGGCAAGCCGCCGCUGCCGACGCCGUCCCUGGAGGCUGCAAACAUGUCGGCGGUCCACUGCAAGCUCGCCCGCGCGCGCGUCGACGUGAACGCGCUGCAGAUCGCGACGGCGUCCCUCCAGAUCGUCCGGGACGCCGCCGGCCGCGCGACGCGGCUCGGCGCGCCGGACGGUGUGGUCGUCCAGAUCACCGCGGGCCGCGCGGGCUGGCCGGCGGUGCGGUCCGACGGGUCAUCCGAGUCCAGCUGCCACAUGCGCGUGCCCGGGGCGGCGCUCGCGCCGGACGGGCCGAAGUCGCUGUCGAUUCGCCGCUGCCGCGACUGCGUGGCGUGCUUUCGUGAGUUGAACAAGAACUGCUCUGUCGCGUUCCGCGCGCGCGUCAUGGCGCGCGCGGGGGCGCGGGCGCCGUACACGGCGAGCGGGUGGUCAGAGGAGGUCAAGAUCAAUCUGGCGUGCGACAGGAUCGGGGGCAAGCGCUGCCACUGGACGUGA
Monoraphidium neglectum is the source of this 2787-nucleotide messenger RNA. RefSeq lists its product as hypothetical. Bases 1 to 2787 code for a protein of 928 amino acids. The record is from RefSeq and is a predicted model, not a curated record. Lineage: Eukaryota; Viridiplantae; Chlorophyta; Chlorophyceae; Sphaeropleales; Selenastraceae. The transcript has 4 exons.